Spodoptera litura is the source of this 643-nucleotide messenger RNA. Its product is annotated as zinc carboxypeptidase-like. The record is from RefSeq and is a predicted model, not a curated record. Gene Ontology annotation, molecular function: metallocarboxypeptidase activity; zinc ion binding. Gene Ontology annotation, biological process: proteolysis. NCBI's taxonomy places the organism in Eukaryota, Metazoa, Arthropoda, Insecta, Lepidoptera, Noctuidae.
AUGUUGUCAGUCAACGAGGUUAUUGUAUUUUCUUCCAGGCAUAUCAUACCAGUACUUAAUCCAGAUGGCUACGAGUACAGUCUGAAUAACGAUCGACUAUGGAAGAAGAACAGAAGAAAAGUCAGCGAAUUCUGUUAUGGAGUGGAUCUCAAUAGAAACUUCGAAUACAAUUGGGCUAAGCAGGGUUCCACGAGAUCUGUAUGCAGUGAUACCUUUUGUGGACGUGCACCAUUCUCCGAACCAGAGACCCAAGCUUUUAAGAAAUUAACAGAUGGUCCACGUUUCCAUGGAUAUCUGUCCAUUCAUUCUGCUGGCACGAAGGUUUUAUUUCCAAUGGGAGUCACUAGUAGUGACCAUGUGGACCAAAUUACUAUGACCAAGGCGAUGGCACAGGCAAUGCGUGGCGUUCAGAACUAUCAGUUUAUUAGUGGUGACAUCCAUGCUAUGGGGAAAGUAGGCUACGGCAUGGCCAUAGAUUGGAUGUACUUCACAAAAAAGAUCAAACAUUCAUACAUUGUAGAGACGAGAGGACAAAACGGACUGGAUGUUCUUGCACCAAAAGAUAUUUUACCAGCUGCCAAAGAAGUACACAUUGGCAUAAUGAAAUUUGCUGAACUUUUUAACUCAUAGUUAUUGAUGUUUA